Molecule: messenger RNA, 1577 nt
Organism: Helianthus annuus (common sunflower)
Lineage: Eukaryota; Viridiplantae; Streptophyta; Magnoliopsida; Asterales; Asteraceae
Product: 26S proteasome non-ATPase regulatory subunit 11 homolog
Exons: 3
Coding region: 170-1435 (421 amino acids)
Biological process (GO): ubiquitin-dependent protein catabolic process
Cellular component (GO): proteasome regulatory particle, lid subcomplex
Molecular function (GO): structural molecule activity
Source: RefSeq, a predicted model, not a curated record
UAUAAAAAAGAAAUAAAACAAGGGCCUUUUGUGUUUUCUUUUCUCCCAAGACUUGUUUCCCAAUCUCUUUAUUGUUCCUUCACACACGCCAUCGUAGCUUCCCGGCCUCCGUUUCUCCUCCGAUCUCCGUCGCCGAUACUUACAUAUCAACUCCGUUUUCAGCAUAAACAUGUCGUCAUCACAUCUUCCUGCCACAUCAGAAUCACUUGACCUAGCUUCAGAAGCCAAAACCCCAUCUGAGGCUAUCAACAUACUCUACCAGGUACUCGAUAACCCCGCAUCAUCUUCCGAAGCCCUUCGGGUCAAAGAACAAGCAAUCGCAAAAAUUUCAGAACUCCUCAGGGACGAAAACCGAGGAGAGGAUCUACGUGGUCUUUUAACCACAUUAAGACCAUUUUUCGCACUAAUCCCCAAAGCUAAAACCGCAAAAAUCGUUAGGGGAAUCAUAGAUUCCGUUGCCAAAAUACCAAACUCCACCGAUCUUCAAAUAUCAUUAUGCAAGGAAAUGGUAGAAUGGACCCGGGCUGAAAAGCGCACCUUUUUACGGCAACGGGUUGAGGCCCGACUUGCUGCGUUAUUGAUGGAUAGCAAGGAGUAUUCAGAAGCGUUGACUCUCCUUUCGGGUUUGGUCAAAGAGGUCAGAAGAUUGGACGACAAGUUACUUCUUGUCGAUAUUGAUUUACUGGAAAGCAAACUACACUUUUCUUUAAGGAAUCUCCCAAAAGCAAAAGCUGCGUUAACCGCUGCUAGAACAGCUGCGAAUGCAAUCUACGUUCCUCCAGCUCAGCAAGGCACCAUUGAUUUACAGAGCGGAAUUCUUCAUGCUGAAGAAAAGGAUUACAAAACUGCUUACAGUUACUUCUUUGAAGCUUUUGAGGCAUUUAACGCGCUUGAUGACCCGAGGGCGGUUUAUAGUCUUAAGUACAUGUUGCUAUGCAAGAUCAUGGUGAACCAGGCUGAUGACGUGGCAGGGAUUAUAUCUUCAAAAGCUUUGAAGUUUUUAGGUCCGGAACUCGAUGCAAUGAAAGCUGUUGCUGAUGCUUAUGCUAAGAGAUCGUUGAAGCUGUUUGAAACCGCUCUUCAAGAUUUUAAAGCCCAGUUGGAUGAAGACCCUAUUGUUCAUAGGCAUCUUUCUUCCCUCUACGACACACUAUUGGAGCAAAACUUGUGCAGGUUGAUUGAACCGUUUUCGAGGGUGGAGAUAGGCCACAUAGCGAGUUUGAUUGAGCUUCCAGUGGAACAUGUGGAGAAGAAACUGUCACAGAUGAUAUUGGACAAAAAGUUUGCGGGAACACUGGACCAGGGUGUUGGGUGCCUCAUCAUAUUUGAAGAUCCGAAGACCGAUGCAAUCUUUCCUGCAACUCUUGAGACCAUUCAAAACAUGGGCAAGGUUGUUGACAGCUUGUUUGUCAGAUCUGCCAAGAUAAUGGCUUGAAAUGCUUGCUACAGUUUUUUACUUGUUUAAGAUAAUUUUAUGUUUGACUUGCUUCUUAAUCUUCUUUUAUUUUGAAACUUAAGUUCAUGUAUUAGAACCUUUGCUUAAGACCAAAAUCGCCAUCUCUCUUUCAUUUCAGUUA